CUGGCUAACGUUAAGCUAACGAGUCAAGGGUCUUUGGACAUUUCUCGACAACAUGCUCGCUCGUAUGUUAUUUAACGUCCUGAACAACCUCCAUGUUGUUGAGAAGUUGGCAGAGUCUCGACCGAUUCGCAGGGCGGCCCAGAUAACAGCCUACGCCAUCACCAAGGCUCAGAUAGCCGGCAGGGACGCCUCUGAGAGGGUGAUGCGGUCACAGACGCUGCGGCAGGUCCGGGACGAGGCCGGCAGAGUCCCUGGUGACCUGGGAGAGAUGGGCAGCCGCCUCAGACGAGUCAGAGAGACAUUUGUGAAAGAAGUGAAGGAGGGAUUAAAGGACGGAUCCAGACAGAUCAAAAAAUAGACUGGGAAUACACAGAUAGCACCUGGGUGGCCAGUUAUGACAACAUGUUUUUGUAAUUUAUUGAACGGCACAAUCUGUCUCAGUAAUUCACGACAACAGUGUGAUGGUUACCUGCAACAUGUUGGACGCUGACCAAGUUCACAAUCAGGAAUGCUGGUUGUUAAGUCGGAAAACACUAACCUGCAAUAGAUGGUCAGAUAAUUUAUGAUAAACUGUGGCUAAACAAAAUAAAUUCACUUCAUUCAUAUUUCUGAGAAUCCAUGGAAAUCUGGAGUGUUUAUUUUAUCUUUAAGUCCCAGUGGAAAAGUAGGAAUUGGCCAUAAAAGGGAGGUGGAUGUUUGAAUUAGUGUGCACUUU
This is a messenger RNA of Etheostoma cragini (Arkansas darter), 715 nucleotides long. RefSeq names its product protein NCBP2AS2 (gene ncbp2as2). The record is from RefSeq and is a predicted model, not a curated record. NCBI's taxonomy places the organism in Eukaryota, Metazoa, Chordata, Actinopteri, Perciformes, Percidae. The transcript has a single exon. The coding region runs from base 53 to 358 and encodes 101 amino acids.